AUGGACUCCGAGUACGUCUUAUGCAAUUGGAAAGGCCGCUUUUGGCCAGCAAGGGUCUUGUCCAGAUCUGAAACCUCACCGAGAGAUAAGAGGAAAAGGGCAUGCUGUCUGCAGGUUGAAAUACUCACAGUGGGCAAAAAACUUAAAGUGAAAAGCAGAGAAGUAAAGAUCCUAAAUGAGUCUCAACUUGAGUCCAUUUCCUCCUCGAGAGUGGCCCGGCCGAAGGCCAGAGUCCCACCAGGAGAGGGAGUGGCCCACAGAAGGGCUCUUACACUGGCCCUGGAGAUCCUGAAAGAGAGAUCCAACUUGGAUCCGUCGAGAGCAUCAGACGAUCCAGAGAUCACUACGAUGUCUCAGAAGGGGCCACAAAAGCGACCUCGUAAGAGGUAUCGGAAGCCCAAAGGGAACUCACUGAGAUGCCUUCGCAAGAGUAAAACCCCCAAAUCACGGCUGGUGUGUUCACAGGCCGAGGGCACCGCCGACGGUGUCAAAUCACAGGGACCCACAUCUGCCGCUCCUGUUCCGAGGGAGACGCGAGCAAAGUCCUCAGAGCGCUCCCGCAUGUGCCCAAACUUCCCAUUGCUUGCAUCAGAAGGUGACCCUGAGAAAGAGCGCAAGGAAAAGACGGACGCCUCAAAAGUUAUGCCCUGGCAUCGUACCGUCAAGGAGUACGGCACACGUGCUAAAAAUGGAUGUGUCCUUCCAUCUCUGCCACCCGGUUCCAUCGCCACUGUGCCCAAGGCUCUGAAAAGGAAGGCGCCAUGCAGCCCCCGCCCGAAGACCCCGGCUGUCUCCUCUGAGUGCUCUACCAUCUCCCGGAACGUUGAGGACCCUGGAGAGGGAGCCUGGAAGCCAGGCUCCAAAGGUGUGGCAGCAUCCUCCAGUGCCCCCAACCCGAGGCUGCGGCAUUCGCUCCGUCUGGCAAGCAAAACGAGAAAGCGGUGGGCACCAGAGUUUAAGAAAGGACGGCAAAGACCUCAACCUUUAGUUGACUCACAGGCUAUGAACCCCGCCCCUGCUCUGAAGAAGGAUGUCGCCAAGGAUGCGGGGCCACCGGUAAGCAUGGCCUUCCCACAGGAGCCGUGUCCCAUUGAAAGAGGAGUGAUGGUCUGGUUCAAAUUUCAGAAUCACCCGUUUUGGCCAGCAGUGGUGAAGAGUGUCAGCCACACAGAGCAGACCGCCAGGGUGCUUCUGAUCGAUGCCAACAUGCUCCCCGAACGGAGCGGCAUCCGAGUGCCUCUGCGGAGAUUAAAGCAUCUGGAUUGCAAAGAGAAAGAGAAACUGAUGAAGAGAGCCAGGAAAGUGUACGAGCAGAGCGCGAACUGGUGCUUCUCCCUGAUUUCCCACUACAGAGAAGGGCUCGGCCGUGGGUCGUUUGCGGGUUCUUUCCUGGACUACUACGCUGCCGAUAUCAGCUACCCAGUGAGGAAAGCCAUCCAAGAGGGGGAUCUGGAGAUUGAUUUCCCAAAGGUGAAUUACGCUGACCUGGAAGAUUCUGAGGACGAGAGCUCCGUGGGCGGGAAGAGGCCCUGCAAGAAAAUUCUCCCUGACCGGAUGAGGGCCGCUCGGGACCGAGACAACCAGAAGCUCGUGGACUUCAUUGUGAAAAGAAAGGGGGCCGACUCCCACCUUCUGGACAUCGUCAAAGGCAGGAAACAGUCCAGGUGGCUGGUGUCGUUUCUGAAUUCGAGCAGGUAUGUGAUCUGCGUUGAGACAUACCUGGAGGAUGAAGAUCAGCUGGAUGUCGUGGUAAGACAUUUACAAGAGAUCUACAAGCAAAUUGACAAGAAGGCGCUGACUCUGACGAGAGAUGACAAAGUGAGUUUUGUUCUGGAAGUCCUUCUGCCAGAAGCCAUCAUUUGCUCAAUUGCUGCCCUCGAUGGGUUAGAUUACAAGAAGGCGGAAGAAAAGUACCUGCAAGGGCCACCUGUGCAUUACCGGGAAAAAGAACUCUUUGAUAAAAAUAUCUUAAAGAAAAUAAGAAAGAGACCGGCAAUCAGGGGCAACGCUAAAUAA
Molecule: messenger RNA, 2016 nt
Organism: Pteronotus mesoamericanus
Lineage: Eukaryota; Metazoa; Chordata; Mammalia; Chiroptera; Mormoopidae
Gene: PWWP4
Product: PWWP domain containing 4
Source: RefSeq, a predicted model, not a curated record